UAAUUCCUCCAUUAAGUCAUCUUCCUACCGAAUUAUCUUCUAGCUAUUACUCUUGAAGAUGUCAAAAACUGACAACAAUGGUGCUUUAGGGCACUAUCCUAUUCUCACUAGGCGCAUUCCUACCACAGGGAAGGCAACGAUUCUUGCAUUAGGCAAGGCCUUUCCUAAGCAACUUAUUCCCCAGGAUUGCCUAGUCGAGGGCUAUAUACGUGACACCAAAUGCGAAGAUGUGUCCAUCAAGGAGAAAUUGGAGCGGCUUUGUAAAACUACUACUGUGAAGAGAAGAUACACAGUCAUGUCGAAGGAGAUUCUGGACAAAUACCCUGAACUUGCAACCGAGGGGUUGCCAACGAUCAAACAAAGGCUUGAAAUAGCGAAUCCGGCAGUUGUUGAGAUGGCAAAGGAAGCAAGCCUUGCUUGCAUCAAGGAGUGGGGAAGGCCAGCAGAAGAUAUCACCCAUAUUGUGUAUGUCUCUUCCAGUGAGAUACGCCUACCAGGUGGCGACCUUUAUCUUGCCAGUCAGCUUGGCUUAAAGAGUGAUGUUAGUCGAGUAAUGCUAUACUUUCUAGGCUGUUAUGGUGGGGUGACUGGCCUCCGAGUUGCCAAGGACAUAGCUGAAAAUAAUCCAGGAAGUCGUGUUUUAUUAGCCACUUCUGAAACUACUAUUCUUGGUUUUCGCCCCCCAAACAAGGCACGCCCUUAUGACCUUGUAGGAGCUGCCCUUUUUGGCGAUGGAGCUGCAGCUGUAAUCAUUGGAGCCAACCCUGUAAUAAACAAGGAGUCUCCUUUCUUGGAGCUCAACUAUGCAGUUCAGCAAUUCUUGCCAGGUACGCAAAAUGUCAUCGAUGGACGCCUUUCUGAAGAGGGUAUAAAUUUCAAGCUUGGAAGGGACCUUCCUCAGAAGAUAGAAGAUAACAUAGAGGAAUUCUGCAAGAAGCUCAUGUCAAAGGCUGGAUUAACUGAUGAGUUCAAUGAUUUGUUCUGGGCCGUUCAUCCUGGUGGACCUGCAAUACUUAACCGGCUCGAGAGCACUCUGAAGCUAAACAGCGGGAAGCUAGAGUGCAGCAGGAGGGCUCUAAUGGACUACGGAAAUGUUAGCAGCAACACUAUAUUCUAUGUUAUGGAAUACAUGAGGGAAGAAUUGAAGAGAAAGGGCGGGGAAGAAUGGGGACUUGCCUUAGCGUUUGGGCCCGGCAUUACUUUUGAAGGCAUACUUCUUCGUAACUUGUGAUCGCAUCCUACAGCAGCUACUUCAAUACUUCUUUUUUUCUUGUUUUCAUUAAGUGUUUUCUGCUUGAAUUAUCAUGCUGCAUUUGAAAUUAGUAAUUUAAAAGAAAUGGAAAUAAAAAUUUCUAUCAAA
Hevea brasiliensis (rubber tree) is the source of this 1360-nucleotide messenger RNA. Its product is annotated as type III polyketide synthase A-like. Lineage: Eukaryota; Viridiplantae; Streptophyta; Magnoliopsida; Malpighiales; Euphorbiaceae. The record is from RefSeq and is a predicted model, not a curated record. Gene Ontology annotation, biological process: polyketide biosynthetic process. The coding region runs from base 59 to 1231 and encodes 390 amino acids. Gene Ontology annotation, molecular function: acyltransferase activity, transferring groups other than amino-acyl groups. The transcript is spliced from 2 exons.